UAAUAUCUAUCACGUUUUGGCAGUUCAUCUAUAUGCAGAUAACAGGGGCUGUAAUUACAAUAGCUUGGUCCUCAUUGUUUUACCCGCCGCGCUCUAUCUCGUUCCAGGCAAUAAAUUCAACGGAAUGGCAUUUUACUGUUGAUAAAUACAUAUUUCGCUUUUAUUUAUGCAAAACAGCUCCGAGCAACAAGUAAUUUAUGUGGGUAGGAUAUGUCUGUGUAUUACGGAUCGUGAUUUUCCACAUGCAAACCUCAUAGGCAGUAAACGUAUCUACAGACACAAUAAUUCGAGUAAAAGAUGACAAAUGCUUGCUAAGAAAUGACAGACCGCUCAGAAACGUAAACCAAUCUUUCUAAGUGAAGUUCAACCACAUACGCUGGAAAAAAAUAAACCCGGAGAGCUUCUUGAGAGAAAUGGACUAGUUUCACUUUCGAGUAAUCCUUCCGGAUUCUUUAGCUGACCUUAAUCUUCAAAUCGUUUUCUUUUGCGCAGUAUCAUCAUUGGAAAAUAAAAUAAAAUGCCUGUUACAUCGGGAGAGACUGGAAUAGUUGGAGCUGGGGCUAAGAUACUAGUCCUAGGGGACAGCGGUGUCGGAAAGACUCGGUUGGUUCGGCGCUUUGUAGAAGACACGUUUAUUCAACGUUACGUUGCAACUGUUGGAGUUGAUUUCAGAUCAAAAGCUGUCAAGAUUGGAGGUAAAGAGUUGGUACUGCAAAUAUGGGAUACAGCAGGUCAGGAACGUUUCCGGUCUAUGACAACUACUAUUUUUCGCGGAGCAGAAGGCGCCAUUUUGGUUUACGAUGUAUCAUCUAAGGCAACAUUUGAUCAUCUCGAUGACUGGAUAGAGAGCAUUCGAAGGAGCGCUGACCAGAACAUACGUGUAGUUAUCGUCGGUAAUAAAAUAGAUAAAGAAGGCGAAGUUGAAGUUGACACACGGACUGGUAAGCGUUUUGCGGAUCAAAUCGGACUAAACUUUUUUGAAACGAGUGCACAGUCUGGUAAAAAUGUUGACAAACCCUUCAAGAAAUUAGCAAAGGAAGUAAACGAAGCAAGAGAGAUCAAAGAAAAGCAGCUUUUUGAACAAAACACCAGUAACAUUUCUAAAAUGCCUGAAGGAAAAAAACCGUCUGGAUGUUUAUGCUAAUAUCGGUUUAUGUUUAAAUUUGUUUUCUAUGGGUGUAAAUCAGUACCGUAUAUCGUGUUUUUAAUGUAAUGAGGUGAUUUGAGAUUAUACCUUUUACUACGUUUAGUCAAUGGGCGACAAUUCAGAGAAAGUAUGGGUAACUAACGGAAAUGUAUGCAGAGUAAACGCGUUCGAUACCGGUAUGCAAUUUACAAAAACGUGCAAGCUCACUUUGCUUUUUAAUGCAAUUCUUAUUAAAAUAUUAUAGUAGGCCUCUAAUGAAAGAAAUCGUGGCCAAAACAUGAACUAUUGAUGCCCUAAAGUAGGUAUACAGACUAGGUGUAUUAAAAACCUAACGGUUAUACUUUAAGUUCAGAGAAUUUGUUAAUAAAAUUAAAAUUUGUAAUUAAAAUACCGUGAUAAUUAUAAUACUGGUAAUGUUUUGUAAAUUUUGUCCUGUACGGUCAUUUAAGUAUUGUGUUUGGUAGCAUUGUAGCAGUUAACUUUUUAUCAAUUUUGUUUUCUGCAGUUAUUUAUAUCUUGUGCAAUUGCGCACCCGUUUAAAACCAUAUCUGUCCGUUAAUUACCCAUGCGCGAUUAACAAACAAUGCCUUAAACAAAUCGAAAGUGGCAAAACUCCGGGUAAUCGCCAGGACCAACACAAAUACAAACCUAUAUAAACAUUAAAAUACACUGAAUAAUAUUAGAUUAUGUAAUUUAUAUGUAUUAUCAGUGGAAAAAUAAUUACUAAAGUUUGGGUUAUUGUAAAUACACCUAUAUAUUAAUACUGGUAAGAGUUAUAUUUACGGCAAUGUAUAUAGGAGUCGUGCUGAUAAUUUAUUUAUUGCGGUAUAAAAUGUACAGCAAUUAAAAAAUUACACUUA
Anneissia japonica is the source of this 2007-nucleotide messenger RNA. Its product is annotated as ras-related protein Rab-13-like. The record is from RefSeq and is a predicted model, not a curated record. Bases 518 to 1144 code for a protein of 208 amino acids. Gene Ontology annotation, molecular function: GTP binding; GTPase activity. NCBI's taxonomy places the organism in Eukaryota, Metazoa, Echinodermata, Crinoidea, Comatulida, Comatulidae. The transcript is spliced from 4 exons.